AUGGCGGCAGCCGAGGAGCUCCAGGAGGAAGCGAUUUGCUCCAUUUGCCUGGAUUUUUUCUGCGCUCCGGUGAUGCUGGACUGCGGACACAACUUCUGCCGAGCCUGCAUCUCCCUGUGCUGGGCGCGGGCAGCCGCCCCCUCCUGCCCCCAGUGCCGGCAGCCCUUCCCCGGCAGCAGCGGCCUCCGGCCCAACCGCCCGCUGGGCAACAUCGCCGAGCGGCUGAGGCGGGCGGGGCACGCCCGCGCCGCCGACGGGGAGGGCACGCGGGCCUCCCUGCCCCUUUCUCGGCCGUUUCCUCACGAGCAAAUGCAGUCACAGCUGGAGAGCCUCCGGAGAGAGAAAGGAGAACUGGAGAAACGGGAAAGGAAGGAGCGAUGGAUCUGCCAGGACUAUCUGGAAAAAGUGAAGGCGGAGAGGCAGAAGAUUGCGCCUGAAUUUAAGCAGCUGAGACAGUACCUGGAGGAGCAAGAGUGCCUGCUGCUGGCUCGGCUGGGAGAGCUGGAGAAGCAGCUUAAAACAAGAUUGAAAGAAAAUGCUGCUAAAUUCUCCAAGAAGAUUAGUUAUCUGGAUGGCCUGAUCAAGGAGAAGGAGUGCCAGCUGUCAGGACAUGAGUCCCUGCAGGAUGCUGGUGAUGUUUUGAGCAGGUGCGAGAGGGGAAAUCUCCAGCAAAAGGAGCAGAUGAAGCACGAGCUGAAGAAGGAGCCCGGCGUCUGCUCAGAAGCAGCUCCCACGCCAGAGGAGGUAGCAAGAAACCCCCCAGAGGCCUUGACAACUGACACAGGGGAGGGAGUGGAGGAACCCCAGGGACCGUACACCAAGGUGGACGUGACUCUGGAUCCAGACACAGCUCAGUCCUGGCUCAUCUUGUCGGAAGAUCAGAGAAGUGUGAUGCAGGGAGCCACACAGCAGAGCCGGCUUGACAACCCGGAGCGAUUUGACCCGUGGCCUUGUGUUCUGGGCUGCGAGGGAUUCAACUCGGGGCGACCAUGCUGGGAGGUGGAGGUGGGCUAUGGGUCCUGCUGGGCGGUGGGAGUGGCCCUGGAGUCCGUGAAGAGAAAGGGACCAAUUGACAUCAGCCCCGUGGGGGGGAUCUGGGCGGUGGGGCAGUAUAAGGAGAAGUUCCAGGCUCUCACUUCCCCAUCUCCCACCCCUGUCCUCCCUAGCAUGGUCCCCCAGAGGGUGCGGGUCUGUCUGGACCAUGCAGGGGGGCAGGUGAUGUUUGUCAACGUGGACAGCGAGGCUGUGAUUUUCACUUUCCCGCGAGCCACGUUUGCGGGGGAGCGAAUCCACCCCUGGUUCUGGGUGGGUAAGGGGUCCCAGCUCAGACUGUGUCCUGAGACCUGA
This is a messenger RNA of Nipponia nippon (crested ibis), 1347 nucleotides long. The record is from RefSeq and is a predicted model, not a curated record. Lineage: Eukaryota; Metazoa; Chordata; Aves; Pelecaniformes; Threskiornithidae.